CACCAAUCAAUCAUUCCAAGGUCUGAGAGACUGAGGUGUUGCUGGCUGAUAAUAACUGUGUCCAUGUGUAUUAUGUUUCAUGGAUAUGAGAAAUAUAUUUCAAUUGUUUCACUCACAUUAUGCAUUUAAUUUCUGAUUCUGGCCCUGUGGUGUAGACAACAGCCUGGAUCCAUGACAGAUGCUUUAAACCGUCUCACAUUGUCAAACAAAUAUCUUGAAGAAAAAAACAGGACCCAGUUUUCAUUUUGCACUGAUCUGUCACUUUAAGAAUCAACUUUGAACAUGGGGAGUCAGCAUCAUUGGAGGAAAGAGAAGGCGUUCACCUACAUGUGAUUUAGGGUCAUACAAAUUAUCAGCUUAUAAAAAGCGAACAUUCAGUUACACCAGCUAAUCUCGUUCAGGUUUGUCUAGUCAUACAGUGUUACCGGUGCAGUGGAAUGGAAGCUGAUCUGAGGAUUGUUCUGGUGGGUAAGAGAGGAGCUGGGAAGAGCAGCACAGCCAACACCAUUCUCGGAGAGAAGCUGCUCAAAUCGUCAUGUGGUGCAAACUCGGAUACAGCUAAAUGUAAGGCUGCAACCAAGACUGUAAAUGGGAGGAAAAUCACUGUGGUUGAAACACCAGGGUAUUUUUCUACUGAGUGCACUGAUGAAGAGCUAAAACUUGAGAUAGUCAAAAGCAUCGUAGAGUGUUCCCCUGGACCUCACGCUUUUCUUAUCGUGCUGCCUGUGAGGAGACAUACAGAGGAGGAGAAUAAAGUAGUGGAAGAGAUUCUGAAAAUGUUUGGGGAGGAGAUUUUAAAGUACGCUGUUGUCCUGUUUACCCAUGGAGACCAGCUUGACGACAACAUGACCAUCCAUAAGUUUGUGGAUGAAAACGACCACCUGAAAACACUUGUCCAAAAGUGUGGACACCGGUUUCAUGUCAUCGAUAACAAAUACUGGAAGAAUCCCUCUGAAGGCCCCGAUGAUGAGAGAAGCAACGCUGCUCAAAUCAAAAAGCUUAUGAACACGAUUGAUCAGAUGGUGAAGCAGAAUGGAGGGAAGCACUACACCAAUGAGAUGUUCCAGGCUGUGGCAAAAGCCACUGAAGAGGAAAUGGCAAAAGGAAAUACCAGAGAAAAGGCAAAACACAAUGUAAUGAAAAAGUUUUUAAAACAGGCGGCAGGUGUGUCAACAGGGGUUCUGAUCGGUGCAUUGCUCGGUGUUGGUGCAGUUACGGUAUUACUUGUAUGUCUUACAGUAAAAGUGUGUACGUCAGAUGGUGGUACUGCAGCUGCAGCAGUGGCCGGAGCAGAGGGUGUAGUUGCAGCAGCCACAGGGAUAGGAUUGGGAGCAGCAGCCGGUGCUGCAGCUGGAGUAAUAGCUGGAGUAGCGGCCUGUGUGGGUGCGAUUUCAGGGGGGAUAACAGGGGCAAAAGCAGCAAAUACAGCAGAGUCUCCCAUAGACGCUGCAGAGAAAGCCUUCCAUGCUGUAACAGAACCAGCAGUGAAAUGUGUUAAGGACAAAAUUGAUAAAAUGAUUGGCAAAAGUGUUGCAAAAAAGUGAGCUAUUCUCCUGAAACCAAUAACGGCUGAGAUUAAUUCAACAAGAAGUAAGAAAUCCCCCACCCCCCUUAUCCUGCGACUCCUUGACAGGAAGGGGGGGGGGGGGAGAAGAGUACAGAAGACGACAUUGGAGAUCUGUAGAUCAGUCCACCCACCCCCACCCAGAUUACAUCCUUUCACCUCAUAGCCACUUCCUUUAUUCAGUUUCCUGUUUUCGUUAAACCCUUGUGAUUUACCAUAAUGAAACCUUCAUCACCUGAGCAAAGCAAUCUGAUUGUGGAGCGGGAAGCUAACGAGCCAGUUUAACCCUUAAGCCCUCAAAUAUUGAGAGAAAGCUCUCACUACCAUUAACAUUGUUGCUCUUCAUUCUAGAAUUGAAAGCUAUGUACUGUUGGGAAACAGACAGUUUUGUGUAUUCUGCAUUUUGGAAGUUUCCGCUGGGCCCCGGGGGGGGAAGAGGGCGAGCCCCCCUGUUGUAUUUCAAUUUCAAUGUGAAUGGAACCUGUUUGAAUACAUAGGAUGGGUUUGAAUUUGAAUGGUCCAAUCGGAAGGAAGCAUAGCCUCUUAUCACCAAUCAGAGGCAGCGCUCCAAUUCUGGCAUUAUGCUAAAUGUACCCACUCUAAACUGUACAAAUCUAAUCACCCACCAGUACUAUUUUGAACUUUCUCGCUGAGUUGUUCCUGUAGCCGGCUGCUUAAUAAAUCUUCCUGUUUUUACUACAAACUUUUGAUCUGCUUCUUCCUCGGAUAACGGUCAUUUUACUUUUCUUUUGGUAACAUCUUGAAUUACCAACAGUACUAAGGGUGUGCAGAGACAACACUGUGUAUAUGUUCAACCAAUAAAAUUAUCUGUAUCUGUAAUCCAGCACACAACUGGUCCCCUGA
Anguilla rostrata (American eel) is the source of this 2428-nucleotide messenger RNA. RefSeq names its product GTPase IMAP family member 9-like. The record is from RefSeq and is a predicted model, not a curated record. Gene Ontology annotation, molecular function: GTP binding. The transcript is spliced from 3 exons. Lineage: Eukaryota; Metazoa; Chordata; Actinopteri; Anguilliformes; Anguillidae. The coding region runs from base 438 to 1544 and encodes 368 amino acids.